AUGAAUCAUCGGCGCCGGAGGGCCGUUUUACGAGAUCCUCGCUUCUCAAAAGAAGCGUUUAGUGCCUUCAGCUCAGUUGAUGCCUACAUCCAGGCUGCUCGGGAUGGUCUUAACAGGGCCACGGAGAAGCAUUUAAAAGAUGUACAGGUUCUGACGGAGAAGAACAAUCUGCUAGGCCAAGAGCUAGAAAAAUGUCGGACACAGCUAACUGUUGCAACCACCGAACUGGAAGAGUCCAAGAAGGCGUCAUCUGUGAAGCUGAAAGCCGCUCAAAUGGGCGAGAAAGAGGCGAAAAGGCUACACGCCGCAGGCGAGCGCGUUCUGACCCGAGUUAGAGAGGCGAAAAACAAGCUCCAGGAUCAAAACAUCCAGUUGGGCGAGGAACUGAAAGAUGUGCGGGCCCAGCUGGCCGACUCCAUUAAGGAGAAUGAAAUGUUGCGAGGCGGCAUAUUCAGUAUGUGGCCGAACUUACCUUAUGAUAGUUCGGAGAUGCAAGGAACUGAUAGAUCUCCGGUGAGGACCCCGGUCCUCCUCUCCUCCUCGCCUCAUAGCGUCGGGCCGCGCGCGCUCACCGUAGCCGCCGCCCGGUUCGGUCCCCGCUCCGGCUGCUCGCUCCCCCCGCACGCUGCAUCUCCUGCUGCUGCCGCACUUGCACUGCUGCCCCGCUCACGCCCCGGGCCGCGUCCAAGCUCGUCGCCCGCGUCGUCCCGCUGCCCCGCGCUCUGGCCGCGCCUGGCUUUGCCCUCCUCGCCACUGCUCCACCCGGUCACCGCGACCCCGCCCCGCCCGGCGUGUCACCUCGCGCGCUCGCGCCCGUGCUGUGGCCGGCUACCGCGUGCUACUGCUUCUGCGGCUGCGCCGUCCCCGCUCCUCGUGACCACCACCGUGCCACCGCCCACGCCUCACCCGCCUGCUCCCCUCGCCCGCGCUGGCCUCGCCCACGCCGGCCUGGCGACCUGCCAGGUCCGCCGCCCUUCCCCCACGCCCCUGGGCAUACACCCGCUCGGGCCGCGCCCAGCGCCCGCACCCGCGUCGCCUGUUUGGGCAGCCCCCGCGGCACCCGAACCCACUAUGGCCCUUAGGGCCCAUGACAGCUGGGCCCCGCCCCUAUGA
Messenger RNA from Aegilops tauschii subsp. strangulata, 1113 nucleotides. NCBI's taxonomy places the organism in Eukaryota, Viridiplantae, Streptophyta, Magnoliopsida, Poales, Poaceae. The record is from RefSeq and is a predicted model, not a curated record.